AUGGACCCGGUUGAGUGGGGCCCACGCAUCCAAAUUUCGCCGAUACGUCUAGUAACCCCCAUCGAGACACCCAUUGUCCACGACCUAAAGCUCAGCACUUCAGAGAAACCGACGUUCCCCGACCGCCAAUGCCCCUUCGGCUGGACUACCCACAACCAUUCCUGCUCGACGACACCAGUUAACUCUCCUCUCUAUUCGGCGAUGCAACAAUACCUCGUUGCUACUUUCGGCUCUGAGAGUCUCUUGGAAACACUCGCCUGUGGCAAGCUUGCUCAAAAAUCUUCUUCACCUUUCUGCAUCCUGGCUAGGCCCGUUCGACAUAGGAUAGCUGUUACCAACGAGCAGCGCGAGUUUAACUUCGGUGAUGCCCCUAGUGUUCUCGACCGACUGACAAGUUACAGCUAUGAGAGUCUGGCUCGGUAUCUCAUUACGCACUUCCCAAACCUUGACCACCACCUCGAUGGGGUUGAAGAGGAGGCUAUGGCCCGCCUGCUCGUGUGA
Cyclocybe aegerita is the source of this 501-nucleotide messenger RNA. NCBI's taxonomy places the organism in Eukaryota, Fungi, Basidiomycota, Agaricomycetes, Agaricales, Hemipholiotaceae. The record is from the annotation of a GenBank genome assembly.